This is a messenger RNA of Lentinula edodes (shiitake mushroom), 1701 nucleotides long. Its product is annotated as elongation factor-2 kinase. NCBI's taxonomy places the organism in Eukaryota, Fungi, Basidiomycota, Agaricomycetes, Agaricales, Omphalotaceae. Gene Ontology annotation, molecular function: protein serine/threonine kinase activity. The transcript has 8 exons. The record is from RefSeq and is a predicted model, not a curated record. The coding region runs from base 162 to 1541 and encodes 459 amino acids. Gene Ontology annotation, biological process: peptidyl-threonine phosphorylation. Gene Ontology annotation, cellular component: cytoplasm.
AGAUCCUGCCGUGCGCCUUACAUGUUUUGAAGUUUGAACACUUGGUUUCAUUCCUUCCACCAUCAUCUCUCAUCAUCUAGCUUUUUGCAAGAUUGAUUGAUUAUUUUGCUAGCUUGAAUCAAAUAUUCAAUUCUCUCAAGUGUAAUAUCUAAGUCGCAAAGAUGGAUGAAGACAUGGAUUUCGAUGCUGGUUCUGCCCUACAAGCUAACGCUCCUCAGCAGUCGAGUACUUAUCCCUCUAAUGGAUCGGAUAGUAAUAGAAAGAUGCUUGACCUUGUUUUCGUGCAAGAUUGUACAGGCAGUCAAGGCAGCUACAUCUCCUCCGCCACGAAGAACAUUGAAAACAUCUGUGGUCAUAUAUUCGAGUCGGGCAAACUCCAAGCCGUUGAAGAUCUUCGUAUAGGCCUAGUAGCUUUUCGAGAUCAUCCACCUCAGGAUCACACAUACAUCGUCAAGAACUUUGGCUUUUCUUCCGACAUUAGCAAAGUACAAAAAGACCUAUCCACUUUGUAUGCUUCUGGUGGCGGGGAUGGUCCAGAAGCUGUCACUGCAGCUCUAGUUGAGGCUCUGAAUAUGGACUGGAGAGAACAUGCAAGCAGGAUGGUGGUACUCAUCGCUGAUGCUCCGCCUCAUGGGAUCGGUGAAUACGGUGAUGGAUUCGAUGAAGGUUCGCCAGAUGGCUACGAUCCGCUACAGAUUGCACGACAAAUGGCGAGUCGAGGGAUAACUCUGUUUUUUGUGGCUUGUGAACCUGCAUUGAGCGGAUAUCAAUAUGCUACCGAUUUUUACAAAGCCAUCACCUCCAUCACCUCAGGCCUCAUGCUUCCACUAACCACUGCCGAUCUUCUCACACAUGCAAUUGUGGGCAGUGUUCUCGAGAACCUGGACAUGGAACGCCUUGUUCGAGAAGUUGGUGCCGCUGUGGCCCAGCGUAUUCUGGGCAAUAAUGAAAGUGUCGACGACGUUGCCAGGGAGCUACACGAAAGUACGAAGAAGGUAGUGAUCGAGAGCAUCUACAAGGACUCUGAAGAGUCUCGGCAUAAUGUUGCCGUGUUCACUGCAGCACCAUCUCUAGCAGAUGCAAGACCACUUCUGAAAAGAGUCCAGGGCACCCGCUUCACGGAUAAAUACCUGGCAGCAAGAGCAGCUUUGACGCGGAGCAGUUACACUUAUACAUCGUCGUACGCGCCUGCAACUCCCCCUCGCUCUCCUCCUUCCAAAGCAGCCUCAUCUCCAACAAGCUCUGUGUUCUCGUCCAGUGGAUCGCCUCCGCGUAAAGUGGUCACAGAUUUCGCAGCAUUCGGUGCUCCCAAGAACGCCAGUGUUUUUGGUACUGCUGUCGCUUCUUCUCCAUUCUCGUUAGCAGGAGGAAAGGCAGCCUUUGGAGGUAUGCGGACUGGGGUUAGUAGGACCACUUUCGAUGAUGACGAGGACGAGGAGGACGAUGGUAGGCAACGUGUUGAGCUGAGAGAAGAUUCCAUCUCAUUGGAUCAGGCCAAGCGAAUUGCGAUGCAGAGCGCCUGGAGAAGCGCAAGGGCUUGAUUUGUCGAUCUCAUUUCAACGCUAUCAAUCGCCUUGUUACUUUGCAAUGUUUUCUCAUCAUUUCUCUUACUCCUGCGAGUCCUGGAGUGUUGCAUUUAUUAUUGGCUAGUCGAUGGUUAUGUCCCAUCGACUGCAAUAUUGGAAAAGCAAAGGACGACCA